Molecule: messenger RNA, 1885 nt
Organism: Chenopodium quinoa (quinoa)
Lineage: Eukaryota; Viridiplantae; Streptophyta; Magnoliopsida; Caryophyllales; Amaranthaceae
Product: two-component response regulator ARR12-like
Exons: 3
Coding region: 24-1133 (369 amino acids)
Biological process (GO): regulation of DNA-templated transcription
Cellular component (GO): nucleus
Molecular function (GO): DNA-binding transcription factor activity
Source: RefSeq, a predicted model, not a curated record
UUCCUAAGAAAAUUCUUGACUUAAUGAACGUUGAAGGACUCACAAGAGAAAAAGUUGCAAGCCAUUUGCAGAAAUACAGGCUUUACCUCCGAAAGAUAAGUUCUGGUUCGAAUCUGCAGGCGGGUGGAAGUAGACUUGUUUCUGUAGGGACUGAGGAUUCGCUGGCGCAUAUAGGGGGAGGCUAUGGAGUAUACCGCAGCCUGGCAGGGCCAGCAAGCUAUCCUGGGUACUCAUCCCUACCAGAUCAUGCAGGAGGAGUUCUAGGUCGCUUGAACGCUGCUACUGGGGUAGCUAGUUUCAGAGGCAUAUCUUCUUCUCCGUUGCUUCAAACAUCCCAAUUUCCAAACUCCUUCAAUGCUGCUACUGUGAGGUUUGAUCCAUUCCCUUUCUCUGCAAACCAAAAUGCUUCUUAUUUGUUGCAAGCCAAUCCUACGAUAACAACCAUGCAAAUGAAUAAUAGGCUUCCUCUCCUUACUCCACCAACACCACCAACCUCCUCCAUGAUGUUAAACACAAGAGAAUUCGACACCCAAUCAUCUUCGAAUCUUGGGAUUAAUAUGUCGUUGGAUUCUACUGCCAAAGUAAGCUGGGGGAAACCUAUUCAGCCUGUUAUUCACCCACUUUCUUCACCACAAAACUUGCUUCCAAUUCCAUCCAACAAUAAUGUCUCUGCUGCUGACAUAACUCCUCCCAAUGCUCAAACUCACAACGAUAAUCCUCUUGAUUUUUUAUUUGGAACCUCAUCUAUGGGUCAUCCAAAUGCCCAAAUCCAAGACCGUCCAAGUAGUCUCAAUGAUUUUAACAUCCCAGCACAGGGACAACAGGUUCAAAAGCCGAAUUAUUUUAUGAACUUAUGCAACAUUUCCAAUGCCUCAAGCUCCUUGAUCCCGGCUGUAGCUCCGACACAAGGAGAGAAUAACAACAACAUCACUGCUGUUCCAUCCUUGAGCCAAUUGGAAGAUGCUUCUCCACAAUCCCAGCAGCAAAACGACGCUCACAAGUCUUUUGAUGACUCAACUGGCCAGAAUAGUACUGAAUCCUUGGAUGAUAUCGUGGGGAGGUUUCUUAAACAGGGAAAUGGUGAAGCUGCAGCAGCACCAGACUUGGAGCUUGAUCCUUUCCUCAUGAAGUAGUUCCAUUUAAUUUACUUCAGACGACACCUUUGUUAUUGUAAUGUUUUAUGCAUGUGUUCUUUAGAGGACACCUUUUUAUUGUGAUGUUUUAUGGGUGUGUACUUUCAAGGACACCUUUUUUAUUGUAAUGUUUUAUUUUAUGUGAAACUUAUUUUACUUUGGAGGACACCUUUUUUAUUGUAAUGUUUUAUUUUAUGUUAAACUUAAUUUAUUUUGGAGGACACCUUUUUUAUUGUAUUGUUUUAUAUGUUAGAUGAUAUUAUCAGUUUCUUUCAAGUAGACUCAUAAUCUCUGAUGCAAAAGAAUAAUUUUACAGUGCAGAAGCAGCUAUUUAUAUUAACAGGAUAAAGAAAAGCAUUUGAAUCGACAAGCUAAUUGCCAAAGUAGCAGCAUGCAAUUAUCAAGUUGCUUCCUAACAGUGGCGGAUCCAGAAUUUUACGGGUGCUAGGUCACCAUUACUCUGUUACGGGGAAGGAGAAGGAUAAUGACAAGUCACUAAUGAAACUACCAAAAAAAUUUCGAACAAUGACUUUAACAAUUUACCAAUUUGAGAGCUAAGUAGGUAGUGGUAGAUAUAUGUAAAAAGAAAAAAAAAAAACAAAAAAAACGCUAGUAGCUUCCCCUGGGAGUCGAACUAGUAACUUUAGUCUAAAAAUAUGAAGCCUCCACCAUUAGACUACGGAGUACAUAUCAUUAUCAAUUGCAGUAUUUAAUAUUUUAACCUUUUCUGUUUUCGUGCUAGGUCACGUGAC